This is a messenger RNA of Punica granatum (pomegranate), 1826 nucleotides long. NCBI's taxonomy places the organism in Eukaryota, Viridiplantae, Streptophyta, Magnoliopsida, Myrtales, Lythraceae. The record is from RefSeq and is a predicted model, not a curated record.
UGCUAUUUCUGUCAUCUCUCUCCACCUCUCUCUCUCUCUCUUUCACGGAAGGCCUGACCUUGCCAAAGGUUUAAGUCUCCCCUGCCCAUUUGUCUACUUUCUUUUUUCUCCUAUAGGAGUUGUUCUUAUGUUUUCAUGAAGAGAGUAGUAUUCGAUUCUCCACAAUGGAGGAACGGGUAACAUCGAUUGGUCCGGCGUCUUACACGAGCACACCCUUCCCGCAUCAAUCUUGUGCUCGGGGCCAAAAAAGAUAGGUGGCCGAUAAGGGGGUGAGACGGAUGGAGAAGAAACGGGCAGCCCUGAUGCAGAAGUACGAGCUGGGCCGGUUGCUGGGCCAAGGCACAUUUGCCAAGGUCUACCAUGCCCGGAACCUCAAGACCGACCUGAACGUCGCUAUCAAGGUCAUUGACAAAGAGAAGGUGCUGAGGGUUGGGCUCAUCGAUCAGAUCAAGCGUGAAAUCUCGGUGAUGCGCCUCGUCAGGCAUCCCAAUGUCGUUGAACUGUAUGAGGUCAUGGCCAGCAAGACGAAGAUAUAUUUUGCGAUGGAAUUCGUCAAGGGAGGGGAGCUUUUCAACAAGGUCCUAAAGGGGAAGCUCAAGGAGGAUGUCGCCCGCAAGUAUUUCCAGCAGUUGAUCGAGGCCAUCGACUUUUGCCAUAGCCGGGGCGUCUACCAUCGAGACUUGAAGCCGGAGAAUCUUCUCCUGGACGAGAAUGGAGACCUCAAAGUCACUGACUUUGGGUUGAGCGCGCUAUGGGAAUCGAGGAGGCAAGAUGGGCUCCUCCACACAACGUGCGGGACCCCAGCCUAUGUGGCACCGGAAAUAAUCAACAAGAAGGGCUAUGACGGAUCCAAGGCUGAUAUCUGGUCUUGCGGGGUCAUCCUCUUUGUCCUGAUGGCUGGAUAUCUCCCGUUCCACGACUCGAACCUCAUGGAAAUGUAUAGAAAGAUCACCAAGGGUGACUUCAAGUAUCCUCCAUGGUUUCCUCAAGAGGUCAGGAAGCUCCUUUCGAAGAUCCUCAAUCCGAACCCCAACACGAGAAUCACCGUCGCAAUGAUCAUGGAGAACAGUUGGUUUAGGCGAGGGUACAAGCGGUUCGAAGCCCCUCAACACCCUCAAAUCGAAGCCAACAUGUUGGUAAAAGAUGUUCAUGCUGCGUUCGCGCCAUCGAAUCAAUCCAGCGAGAUAAAAAUGUUAAGUCCGAGAAGUGGAGCCCCCUCGAGGACUAAUUCUUUCAAUGCCUUUGACCUCAUCUCCCUCUCGCAAGGGUUUGAUCUCUCAGGGUUGUUCGAGAAGGACGCAAAACAAAAACCGGAGUCCAGGUUCACGAGCACAAAGUCCGCGUCAGAUAUCAUGUCCAAGUUUGAGGAGAUCGCCGCUCCGGAAAAGUUCAGUGUAAUGAAGGACCACGGGUUGGUGAAGCUCCAAGGAAGGAGAGAAGGGCGGAAAGGGCAGCUGGCGAUAGACGCCGAGAUAUUCGAGGUGACACCGUCAUUCUCCAUUGUGGAGGUCAAGAAAACGGCCGGCGACACGUUGGAGUAUCAGGAGUUUUAUGACCAUGACCUCAAGCCUUCGCUUAAGGAUGUCGUCUGGGUCUGGCAUGGCAAUGGUCAGCCGCAGCAACAGCCACAGCCGCUACCGGCUUAAGUUUGUUGUUGUUGUUUUUUUUUUUUUUUAAAUACAGAGCCUUUUUUAACUUAAAUUGCCUGUACUAUUAUAAAAUCAGAAGAAAGGUUUAAAUAAACUUAGUUAAUCACAAUCACAUAAUUAAGGGUGUAACUGUAAUUGUAUUUCAAUAACUAUCAAUUUUUGCCCAUUUCUCUAUCA